AUGUCAAAAGCAUUACGGACAGUUGCAAAGAUUCCGGUCAAGACGACGGAAUGGCUCGUGAUACUGGCUGACAAACCUGGAGUCCUUGAAAGACGGAUUCAAAUCAGACCAGUACACUCCAAAGCAUUUGUGAAGCUUCAUGAGACGGGGUUUGUGUCUUGGGCAGGGCCUGUUUUCAAAGAGCAUGUCAGUCAAGGUAUCAGGCCAUUUAUUGGCUCUGUAAUGGUUGUGAAUGCGGAAAGUCCGGAGAAGGUCCGGGAAACACUCAAGCAGGACGUGUUUGUGAAGGAGGGCAUAUGGGAUUGGGCAGGUGUUAAGAUCUUCCCUUUCAGAACAACCGUACGGCAGCCGCCCGAUCGCGAAGAAUAG
This is a messenger RNA of Cadophora gregata, 369 nucleotides long. RefSeq lists its product as uncharacterized. NCBI's taxonomy places the organism in Eukaryota, Fungi, Ascomycota, Leotiomycetes, Helotiales, Ploettnerulaceae. The record is from RefSeq and is a predicted model, not a curated record. The coding region runs from base 1 to 369 and encodes 122 amino acids. The transcript has 3 exons.